Messenger RNA from Colletotrichum spaethianum, 1629 nucleotides. Its product is annotated as sugar transporter STL1. The record is from RefSeq and is a predicted model, not a curated record. NCBI's taxonomy places the organism in Eukaryota, Fungi, Ascomycota, Sordariomycetes, Glomerellales, Glomerellaceae. The transcript is spliced from 7 exons. Gene Ontology annotation, biological process: transmembrane transport; carbohydrate transport. Gene Ontology annotation, cellular component: membrane. Gene Ontology annotation, molecular function: carbohydrate:proton symporter activity. The coding region runs from base 1 to 1629 and encodes 542 amino acids.
AUGGGUUGGUUUGGGUUGAAGGGCGGAUGGCUCACAUUCUGGGUCACCGUCGCCUGCGCGACAGACAUGACACUCUUCGGAUACGACCAAGGUGUCUUUGGCGGCGUCAUCGUCACUGACGACUUUCUCGAGACCAUGGGCAUCGUCGGCAACGACAAGCUCCAGUCCACCGUCACGGCCAUCUACGACAUUGGCUGCUUCCUCGGCGCCAUCUCCACCAUGUGGAUCGGCGAGAGGCUGGGCCGCAAGAAGACCAUCCUCGUCGGCACCACCAUCAUGUCCAUCGGCGCCAUCCUGCAGACCGCCGCCUUUGGCCUGCCGCAGAUGUUCGUCGGCCGCGUCAUCGCCGGCAUCGGCAACGGCAUCAACACCUCCACGGCGCCCGUGUGGCAGGGUGAGACCAGCAAGGCCAGCUGGCGAGGAAAGCUCAUCGUCAUCGAGAUGAUUAUGAACAUCUUUGGCUUCUCCCUGAGUAACUGGGUGACCUUUGGCUUCUCGUUCCUCACCGGCUCCGUCGCCUGGCGCGUGCCCCUCGCCUUCCAGUUCUUGUUCAUCAUCAUCCUCUACGGCACCGUCCCCUGGCUCCCAGAGUCCCCUCGCUGGCUCAUCGCCCAGGGACGCGUCCCCGAAGCCGAGCAGAUCCUCGCGGACCUCGAGGACCGCCCCGUCGACGACGCCUUCAUCCAGACCCAGUCCAAGGACAUCCAGUGGGCCGUCAACUACGAGCGCGAGAACGCCGUUCCGUGGUCCGACCUCCUCCGCGGCCGCACCGGCGAGACCGCCGGCACCGGCACCGUGCGCCGCCUCAUCCUCGGCAUGGGCACGCAGGCCAUGCAGCAGUUCAGCGGAAUCAACGUCACGAGUUACUACCUCCCCUGGUCCUCAUCAACUCUCCUGGCGAGAUUGCUGGCGGCUUGCAACUCGGUCAGUUAUCUGCUGUUCAGUCUGAUCGGAAUCCCCAACGUCGAGCGGUGGGGCCGCAGAAAGAUGAUGAUGUAUGCCGCCUUUGGCCAGUUCGUCUGCUACGCCGUCAUCACCAUAUGCAUCCGCUACAACGAGAUGGCCGGCCUUGCCCCCGAGACCCAAGCCCAGUGGGCCAAGGCUUCCAUCGCCUUCUUCUUCCUGUACUACGUCUUCUUCGGCAUCGGCUGGCAGGGUGUCCCCUGGCUGUACCCCACCGAAAUCAACAGUUUGUCAAUGCGUACAAAGGGCGCCGCGCUCGGUACCGCCACGAACUGGAUCAUCAACUUCAUGGUCGUCGAGAUCACCCCGCCCGGCAUCACCGCCCUCGGCUGGCAAUUCUACAUCAUCUGGACCGUCUUCAACUUCUCUUUCGUGCCCAUCGUCUACCUCUUCUACCCGGAGACGGCGGACCGCUCGCUCGAGGACGUCGACCGCUUCUUCGCCGAGAACCACGACAUCUUUGUCUUUAAGGACAAGGAUGCUACCUCGUCCAAGCGCCCACUCAAGUACCUCGCCCAGGAGCAGGAGGAGAUUAUGAAGCGCAACAGCGUCGUCGCGCCCGGCGACGUCGAGGAUAUGCUGCGCCGGAGAGGCGUCGCCGAGAAGAUCAAGAAGGGCUCGGACGACGAGGAGAUGGCGUUUGGCGAGCACAAGGAGAGGACUUGA